CCGUCGGCCCUAACCGAGCUGGGUGCCCGUGGCCGGGGUGACGCCUCCAUUCCUCCCCCCUCAACACCGUCCUCGGUCCUUCGAAGUUGCAUCCUCUCCUCUGCUUAGAGUGCGCCCCCCCUCGCGCACUCGCUUACUCGCCACCUUUCCUAAGCUCCCCUCCUGCCCCCUCCCCGCUCCUCGCCUCAGACUCCCUCCCCCUCACGUCCGCCCUCUGCCUUCGCCUACCCAAGUGGAUUAAUUAUACGCUUUCUGUUUCUCUCCGUGCUGUCCUCUCCCGCUGUGAGCCUACCCGCCUCUCGCUGUCCUCUCUCCCUCUCUCCCUCUCUGUGGUCCCCCCCUUUCACGUUCACUCUGUCUCUCUCACUAUCUCUGCCCCCCAACUAUCCUUUAUACAACAGCUGACCUCAUUUCCCGAUACCUUUCCCCCCCGAAAGUACAAUAUCUGGCCCGCCCCAGCCCUAAGAUACCCUAAAGAAGCAGAAGAGACGCCCCCCAUCCCCACCAAAAAAGCCAUCUCCCCGUUCUGUCCCGUCGCACAUUCGGCUCUGCGACUCGGCCAGAGCGGCGCUGGCAGAGGAGUGCCCGGCAGAAGGGCCUUCGCCCGCUGUUCGGUUUGCAUACCCGCAGCAGGGAGAUGGGCGGCAGCGUCGCCGGCUUCCAGGUACCAAUGGGGAUCCCAGUGGGGAAGUCGAUGUUGGUGCUUCUCAUCUCUUUGGCCUUCGCCUUGUGCUGCAUCGCUGCUUACCGCCCCAGAGAGACUCUGUGCGGAGGGGAGCUUGUUGACACGCUUCAGUUUGUCUGUUCGGACCGCGGCUUCUACUUCAGCAGGCCUUCAAGCCGUGCCAACCGUCGCAGCCGUGGCAUCGUGGAAGAGUGCUGCUUCCGCAGCUGCGACCUGGCCCUUCUGGAGACUUACUGUGCCACCCCCGCCAAGUCCGAGAGGGACGUGUCUACCUCUCAGGCCGUACUUCCGGACGACUUCCCCAGAUACCCCGUGGGCAAGUUCUUCCAAUAUGACACCUGGAGACAGUCCGCGGGACGCCUGCGCAGAGGCCUGCCUGCCCUCCUGCGUGCCCGCCGGGGUCGCAUGCUUGCCAAAGAGCUCGAAGCGUUCAGAGAGGCCAAACGUCACCGUCCCCUGAUCGUGUUACCACCCAGAGACCCCGCCCACGGGGGAGCCUCUUCGGAGAUGUCCAGCAACCAUCAGUGAACCAAAUUAUGUGGUAAUUCUGCAAUGUAGUACCAUCAAUCUGUGACCUCCUCUUGAGCAGGGACAGUUCCAUCACGUCCCACACUAAGAUCUCUCUGCUCCACUUCCCGCCCCAGGUUUCUCCCUACCCACCCCCAUGCCCCGCCUCCCCACAUCAGGCUGCUCCCCUUGCCCCACACCAUCGGGCAAGGGGAUCUCAGCAACUCUUCAAAACAAAUUUGAUUGGCUCUAAACAACUCAAUUGACACCCUCCAAAUUAUAUAUGCACAUUUAAAAAAAACCCUUUAAAACAUACAGUCUACAGUCCCUUUAAAACAAAUUGGCUUUUAAGAAACUCCAUAAAUGAUUUAAAAAUUAAAUAACUAAAAAAAUAAUUGGCUUAAAACAUUCUAAAAAUCAAUUGGCUUAAAAACAAUUGGCAAAAUCAAAUGAUUCGGCGCCCCCCCCCCCUUCAUCUUCUUCCCAUUUGGAUCUUUAGUCAAAUUGGCUUAGACUUGGAUCUCAGAACCCAAGAAGAAAGGAAGGGGACCCAAAAUUUUGUAGGUGGCAUGUCAUCGCUUCAGUGCCCUCUUCUUGUCACCAGGCGCUUUUUAGCGUAAGCUGGCUGUGAACAACGGUAGCCGCCCAAACUCUUUCUUCACUGGUCAUUCCAUCACAAAUGUCCCCCAUGUCACCAAGGAGGGGGCUGGGUGAAGGAACCCAAGGAAAGGAACACAACAUGAGAACUGGAAAUAGAUCUUAAUUGGCACCAGCCCCCGUCCCCCAAAUCUCACUUUUCUAUACCUGCUCUAAAAAGCACAUGUUUAUACUCACACACAGACAUGCACACACACACACACACACACACACACACACACACACACACACACACACACACACAAUUGGAUGAGAACACUGAAUUGGCUCAGCAACUUCAAUUCGAACCCCACUGACCAAACCAAGGCCCACUCCAAAUUCCCCGAGCAGUUCACAUAGUUUGAGUUCUCCUCCCGAUCCAUCUAGUUUCUGCUGCUGCUUGUCCUGUGUGACCCGGCUGUUAGUUCUGUCUUUCUCGGUGAGGGAGGCAUUCUAGCACGGCUCGCUUCCAUCUGAGCACCUGUCCACAGGGACUUCUACAGCAUGAGCCCCGGUACUCCUCAGCCCCCAUGAGGACCAGUGUUUAUCCAGUGUAGAAUAAGUUUGGCCAGAUAAGGAGAUGGCACUGCCAAGUGAUACAUGCUGCCCAAGUAGCCUGACCCCUAGGUGUGUUCCUGGGAAGAAAGAUCUGGGGGACAACCCCUCCCCCAAGCACACCUAUGGGCCAUCUCUGUCAGUCUCCUGGGGAGCCCCCACUUUUUAGGGGCUCCCCAGGAGACUCACACUGAUGAUGGGGAGUGUGGGAAGUCUGGCGGUUGGAGGGGUGGGUGGGGGGCAGUGGGGGCUGGGUGGGGGGAGCUAUGGGUAGGAAGUGGUCCCAGAGAGGUUUUAGUGGAAGAAUCAGGAGGAGGCACAGGUCAACUUGCAGAAUUACUGAAGAAUCAGGACCCCAAAUUUUAUGACAAUUAGUCUAUUCCCCUCUUUUAUUUUCUGGGGCCGGUUUUUUCCCUUUUUUUUUUUUUUGUUUUUUUUUAUCCCUCCUUAGCUUUUUAUGCGCUCAUAAUCAAAUUGUACCCAUUCCCUACAUAACGGGAGCAGUGAUCAAGUAAUGAAUGUAAUGAGCCAACAACACCGGCUAGAGCCAGCAACACCGGCUACCACCAUGUCCUGCUCUCCGCCAUUUAUCAACCUUGAUUUGAUUUUUGUUUUUUUUUUUUUAUCUCUUUCUCUAUCGCUUGGCCUGAGUUGGGAGUGGAGUCUCUGUGGGGUGCUGGCCACGCACCCACAGAGAAAUAAAAGGAAUUGAGAAGGCCGCUACCUGGCCUGACUUCUGGGGACAGUGGCUGGUCCCCAGAAGUUCUGAGGAGUGGAGGGGUCGUGGGGCAGUGUCCCCUCAGGUGUUAGGAAGGUGCUCGGAGGCCACAAAGAUGGGGCCCCCAGCUGGCUACUGCCAGUUGGGGGGGAAGGGGUUAUAGAUGUGAGAGUAGAGGGGUUCCAUCAGGCGGGAGCAAGUGGCUGCCUUCUGAGCACUUGGGGGAAGUCCACCCCCGUCCCUCAGCGUCAUCUUACCCACUCCUCAGCACCCCACCUUGCCCACAGGAGGUCUGGAGCUCUACAGACCUCCUAGGGGCAAGGUGGGGUGAGGCCUGGAGUUGGGGAGGCGAGGAGGCUUAAAGCCUUCAGAGCUAGGAGAACUGUGUACAUGGGGUUGUCUGGGCCCUGGGGCCCGAGGGUCUGGUGAGCCGUAGCAGCCACUCCACGGUGCCUAGGACUGCGGUGGGGAACAGGACGGCUGGAGGUUUACCUCACCCCCACUUCUGCUUCCAGUGCAGUCCCCCUGCCCAACAGUCCAACUAGCAAUCUAGAGGCCUGAGGCUUCUGGGCCCAGGUGACAGGACUGGCACCACCCUGGGGGCGGUGUGUGUCAGCCAAGCAUGGCACAGAGGGUCUCUCAGCAAGUGCCUAAAGAAUGGGCCAUUUGGAACAUUGGACAGAAACUCAAAAAGUAAAUUCUUAUAAUUGGAGAAUGUGAAUUGGCUUGGUCCCCAAAAUAACUCGAGGCACCCUAAAUUACCUACCCAUUUGACUGGACACCUACCCAGUGUUAAUAUGCCUCGUGGGAUGGGUGCUUUCAGGGGCAUUUGCUGACCACCCUCUGUGUCCCCAGAUUUGCAGUUCUCCUCAUCAUAGGUCACCCUGAUGUAGGCACCUCCCUGGCCUCCCAUGCCUAGUGUGGCCCUCCAUCUUGUCUCUUCCUCACUGUCUUCGGUGGGAUCCCCUCUUGGGUCCCUCCCUUUGUCAUCAUGUGAAGACUUCCCACGUGUCGAACGCCAUAUGUCACCUGUGCCACUGUCCAUGUCAUCCAGCAGUGGCCCCAGGUGUUUGCCCCAACUCAGUCCCUUUAACAUGCAUUUUCUGGCAAAAUCCAAAGCUUGGGUUUUGUUUUUAACCUGUUAACGCUCGCAAACCUAAUAAAGCAUUUAAAAUUCUA
This is a messenger RNA of Arvicanthis niloticus (Nile rat), 4280 nucleotides long. RefSeq names its product insulin like growth factor 2 (gene Igf2). NCBI's taxonomy places the organism in Eukaryota, Metazoa, Chordata, Mammalia, Rodentia, Muridae. Gene Ontology annotation, molecular function: protein serine/threonine kinase activator activity; insulin-like growth factor receptor binding; hormone activity. The record is from RefSeq and is a predicted model, not a curated record. Gene Ontology annotation, biological process: positive regulation of transcription by RNA polymerase II; positive regulation of vascular endothelial cell proliferation; regulation of muscle cell differentiation. Gene Ontology annotation, cellular component: extracellular region.